Messenger RNA from Pseudogymnoascus destructans, 2418 nucleotides. It is a transcript of the gene PEX5, whose product is annotated as Peroxisomal membrane signal receptor PTS1. Gene Ontology annotation, cellular component: peroxisomal membrane; cytosol. The transcript has 3 exons. NCBI's taxonomy places the organism in Eukaryota, Fungi, Ascomycota, Leotiomycetes, Thelebolales, Thelebolaceae. The record is from RefSeq and is a predicted model, not a curated record. The coding region runs from base 445 to 2310 and encodes 621 amino acids. Gene Ontology annotation, molecular function: protein binding. Gene Ontology annotation, biological process: protein import into peroxisome matrix, docking.
GGGCAAGCACGAUAUUAUAAAGUCGCCCUGCCGAGGCAUGACGAGGCACACGACGCCCUUAACACCACCUAUUAUUCUCCGAGUAACUCGAUAGAAUCAAAGGGAAAUCAACAAAUCAUUGGGAUGAAUAGACGCCCCUUGAAUAAGUGCCACCUCCACACGCCUUCUUCCUGAAUUAUCAUCCCCAAAACUAUUCGGCAUUGCUCGGGACACGGAUCAACCGCCUUCGCAUUGGUUUCUCCGAGGUUCAGUACCCCACAGUCGACCCCAACCAACUUCCAUCAAUAAUCACCUCCACCAUCCGCCCUUGCCACGCUAUCAUCUCCUACCUUUUGCUACAAUAUCUUCCAAUCUCCUCUCUAUAAACUACACGCACCCAUAGCGAAUCCAUUUUUAUUCACACAUCAUUUAUAGACCUCUGUACUGUUCCAAGCACCAGCACCAAUGUCGUUUAUGGGUGGCGCCGAGUGCUCGACGGCUGGCAACCCGCUAAGCCAGUUCAGCAAGAUCGGACAGGAUGACAAGAGUCUGCAACGAGAUAGGCUCGUGGGGAGAGGCCCGGGGAGUGCGCAAGGGAUGCGCAGUACGGGAAUGAAUGGAAACCAAGAUAAUAUGAUGAACGAGUUUCUACAACAGGGCGGCCAACUACCACAGGCACCCGUCGACCCUUUUAUGAUGGAAGCAAUGCACCAUGCCGGCCCUGGAAUCCAACGAGGCACAUCACCACAGGCUCAAGGUUGGGCGCAGGAGUUCCAGCCCGGCAUGCCGCAAGAAUCACACAUGCAACCAAACUUCCAGACGCCCCAGGCCGCCGGAUUCAACCCCGCCGAGUUUUCCCGCUUCCAGCAGAUGAACCAGCCUGCAGCCGCACGAACAGCAAGUCCGGCGGCCCAGAUGCCCAUGUCGGGCUAUAAUUCAUACCAGAGGCCCAUGGGAAUGGGUAUUGGGAUGGGGAUGGGCGGCGGCUUCGGCAUGGGCGGUGGGAUGAUGUAUCAGAACCAGAGUCAGAUGCCCAUGAACCAACAACCGCAGGAAGCGAUGGACAAGGGCAAGGGUAAGAUGAUUGAGCUCGAUGACGAACACUGGGAGGAACAAUUCAAAGCCAUCGACUUGGCGGCCGAAGAGAAGGAACAGAAUGACGCGAUCGAGGCGGAGCUGAAUCAAAUGGACAGGGACCUCGUGGCCGACAUGCCCUCUCCGAACGAACUCGACAUGGGCAGCUUUGACCAGUGGGAUGGAUUUGAUGGCAUGGGGAGCCAUGCAGCGUUCCGAGAUCCACACCUGGGCGAUUACACCUUUGAGGCGGACAACAUCUUCGCCGACGUCCCGAAUGCAUUUGAGGAAGGUGUGCGCAUCAUGGAAGAGGGCGGAAACCUCAGUCUCGCAGCUCUGGCAUUCGAGGCUGCGGUUCAACGCGACUCUUCGCACCUAGCGGCCUGGGUACACCUCGGUUCUGCACAGGCGCAGAACGAAAAGGAGACCCCGGCCAUCCGGGCGCUCGAGCAGGCCCUCAAGAUCGACCCCUCGAACCUCGAGGCUCUCAUGGGCCUUGCCGUCUCUUACACAAACGAGGGCUACGACAGCACCGCCUACCGCACCCUCGAGCGCUGGUUAUCUGUUAAGUACCCCGCCAUCGCACCACCCAGUGGCCUCUCAGCUGAGGCGGACAUCGGUUUCACCGACCGCCAGCAGCUGCAUGAGAAGGUCACCAACCUCUUCAUUCAAGCAGCGCAGCUGAGCCCCGAUGCCGAGACCAUGGAUCCCGAUGUCCAGGUCGGUCUCGGCGUCCUCUUCUACGGCGCCGAGGAGUACGACAAGGCAGUCGACUGCUUCUCCGCCGCCCUCGCCUCCACCGAGUCCGGUUCCACCAACGACUCCUCAUCCGUCCACCUGCUCUGGAACCGCCUGGGCGCCACCCUCGCCAACUCCGGACGCUCCGAGGAGGCCAUCAAUGCGUACGAGCGCGCCCUCUCGAUGCGCGGAAACUUUGUCCGCGCACGCUACAACCUCGGAGUCAGCUGCAUCAACAUUGGGUGCUACGAAGAGGCGGCUGCGCAUCUACUCGGCGCGCUCGCUAUGCACAAGGUCGCGGAGCAGGAGGGACGCGAAAAGGCCAAGGACAUCCUCGGCGGCGAUGGCACAGGCAAGGUCUCCGAGGCGGAGCUUGAGCGCCUGAUCAACCAGAACCAGAGCACGAAUUUGUAUGAUACCCUCCGUCGUGUAUUUAGCCAGAUGAACAGACGGGACCUGGCUGAGCGUGUCGUGAGCGGCAUGGAUGUGGAUAGUUUUAGAGGUGAUUUCGAGUUUUAGAUAGGGCAAGCAUAUGGGGGACAUGGGAAAGGGUUGGGAUUUUGGGGUAUAUGUAUAGCGUAUGUGCUUAUUCCGCGUCAAAAAUAGAUGUAGUGGUUUCAGGAGACG